Pteronotus mesoamericanus is the source of this 1849-nucleotide messenger RNA. RefSeq names its product zinc finger protein 835 (gene ZNF835). The record is from RefSeq and is a predicted model, not a curated record. Lineage: Eukaryota; Metazoa; Chordata; Mammalia; Chiroptera; Mormoopidae. Gene Ontology annotation, biological process: regulation of transcription by RNA polymerase II. The transcript is spliced from 2 exons. The coding region runs from base 1 to 1512 and encodes 503 amino acids. Gene Ontology annotation, molecular function: RNA polymerase II cis-regulatory region sequence-specific DNA binding; DNA-binding transcription factor activity, RNA polymerase II-specific.
AUGGAUACGCCCCUGGUCACUGCCGCCUCCUGGGGCCCCAGGUUGGGAGAAGCCUGGAUACACGAGGGUCAUUUCAAGGAGCGACAGGAAAGCCAGGAUGGCAGUUUGAAGCCAGAGGCCCAUGAGGAAGACCCCGCCGGAGACAGUGCCCUGGAGUGUGAUGACUUUGGUGAUGUCCCGGGAACCAGACCAAGCCGUCCCGUUACCCAGGCCGCCUGUGGGCCCCAGAGGCGCGGUGCACAGGGAAAGAGCCCCUCGGAUGCAGCAGCUGGGGGCCCUGGGAAGCCUUGGAAGUGUGAGGACUGCGGCAAGGCCUUCCGCUGCUGCUCGGCGUUCACCCUGCACCGCAGGACACACACUGGGGAGAAACCCCAGUUUGCGUGCCUGGAGUGCGGGCGCUCCUUCAGCCAGCGCGUGCACCUGACCCUGCACCGGCGCGUGCACACGGGCGAGCGGUCGCAUGCCUGCGUCAAGUGCGGCAAGGCCUUCAGCCAGGGCUCGUACCUGGCAGCGCACUGGCGCGCACACACAGGCGAGCGGCCGCCCGCGUGUCCUGACUGUGGCAAGGCCUUCAGGCGCCCUGCGCACCUGGCGCAGCACCGGCGCGUGCACUCGGGCGAGCGGCCCUUCUCCUGUGGCCAGUGUGCAAAGGCCUUCCGCAGCCACACGGCCCUGCUAGAGCACCAGCGCGUGCACACAGGAGAGAAGCCAUUCGCCUGCGCACAGGGCCCCGAGGCCUUUCGUUUCUCCUCGGCGCUGCUGCGCCACCAGCGCACAUACACAGCCGAGCGGCCCUACACCUGCGGCCAGUGCCCCAAGGCCUUCACGCAGGUGGCGCACCUGCUGCAGCACCAGCGUGUGCACACGGGCGAGAAGCCCUACAUGUGUGCGGAGUGCGGCACGUCCUUCAGCCAGAGUGCCUCACUGGCCGAGCACCGGCGCGUCCACACAGGUGAGAAGCCUUUUGUGUGCACGCAGUGCAGCGAGGCCUUCAUGCAGGUGUCCCACUUGAGUCAGCACCGCCAUGUGCACACGGGUCAGCGGCCCUACGCGUGUGGGGACUGCGACCGCGCCUUCAGCAACCGCUCGCACCUGGUGCAGCACCACCUGGUGCACACGGGCGCCAAGUGCCUGGAGUGCGGAGCCACCUUCAGCCACGUGUCCUCCGUCCUCGAGCACCAGAAGAUUCACACGGGAGAGAAGCCCUUCCGGUGCGGGGACUGUGGCAAGGCCUUCAGCCAGGGCUCUGCGCUCACACUGCGCCGCCGCAUCCACACCGGGGAGCGGCCCUACACGUGUCCGCAGUGUGGCAAGGGCUCCCGCAACCGCGCCUACCUGACCCGGCACCAUAGUGUGCACACCGGGCAGCGGCCCUUUGAGCGCGGCGGCUGUGGCAGGGCCUUCGGCUUCUCCUCCGCCCUCACCCGGCACCAAAGGAUGCGCGCCGGACAGCACUGCCCAGCCGCCACGCCCGACUGGACCCCUAUACUCGCUCAGGGAGAAGCCUGUUAGCAGCCGUGACCCCGGAAAAGCCUCCAAGGACCAGGAGGAUAAGAGCUGAGGGUUAACCGGGCCUCCUGGACCAGACACUGUGCUGGACGUGUUUACGCCUCGUGUCCAACAUCAUGGCUCUAGAGGGGAGACACCCUCUCACCCCUACGCUGCCUGUGAGGACACUGAGGCUCAGAGAAGCUUGGUGACUUGCCCAAGGUCACACAGGGAGGAUGUCACAGGGCUGGGACUGUGCCCUACAUCUGCUGGACUACCUGACGCCUCUCCCCACCACCUCUCUUUCAGUUAUAAACGUGACCUACCAAAGCAGACCCAAAUAAGUACCCGUGGGUCUCUG